Molecule: messenger RNA, 216 nt
Organism: Balaenoptera ricei (Rice's whale)
Lineage: Eukaryota; Metazoa; Chordata; Mammalia; Artiodactyla; Balaenopteridae
Product: small proline-rich protein 2E-like
Exons: 1
Coding region: 1-216 (71 amino acids)
Cellular component (GO): cornified envelope
Source: RefSeq, a predicted model, not a curated record
AUGUCUUCUGAACAGCAGCAGUGCAAGCAGCCUUGCCAGCCACCUCCAGUGUGCCCACCUAAGUGCCCUGAUCCUUGCUCACCUCCCAAGUGUCCAGAACCUUGCCCACGUAUAAAGUGCCCUGAGCCAUGCCCACCUCAGCAGUGCCAGCAGAAAUGCCCUCCUGUGCCACCUCCCCAACAAUGCCAGCAGAAGUGCCCACCCAAGAACAAGUAA